UUUCGAUUUCCGAGCGUUUCUCCAAAACCCACCCCACCCCACCCCUCUCUCUCCAAUCUCGCUCCUCCCACUUUCUCUCUCUAAAAACCACCCCCCAAACUUCUCUCCUUCUUGCUUCCUUUAGACAUGUAUAGGGUUUCUUCUUCACUCUCCGUUCUUGUCGUGACUCCAUAGCUCUCUAAUGUUGCCAUACAAAAAUACAGUGAAGAAGCUCGUUUCUAUGAUCUCCACCUCUUCGUCGCUUGUUGUGUAUGUUCGAUGUAGAUAUAAAAUGCCUGUAUUUAUGUUCUUCGACGACGUUGCACGUGAAAUCUGAGGAUCAUGCUUUUUGUAUAUUCAUGUUUGUUUCUUUGACAGUCGAGGUGAGAAAUCUGAGGUUUUGAGGGAUUCUUUAGAGUAGUCAGAGCUGAAAACAGAGCUGUGGAGGCAGAUUUUGUUGUUUCUUGGAAGUUUGGAAGAGAAAUCCGAGUAUACUUUAGUUCAAAAAGCCGAGAUUUCAGGGCAAUAAGUGAAAAUUUGGACAUUUGGGGAUUAAAAAAUGGAGCUUAUCUAGUCAGUUAUUCAAAGCUUCAUCGACAAGUCGAGAGCGCUAUCGUAAGAUUCAGCUCUUCUUUUGUCAGUAUUAUAUCGGAUUACUUUUCGUUGAUCGAUUUGGCUGUUACUGAGAUUGGAGUUGGAGUGAGUGUGUCGUGAGCCUGAGAAUCUUCUGAUUCAAUCAACGUCGUCCGUUUGAUCUUCUGAUAUCACGAGGAAGCUUAAACCAGCUAUAAGGCCGCUCACAGUUUCUACAUCUCUGUGUUCCCUUCUCCUUUCUUGAUCAGUGUGUUUAGAAUUGCACAGAAGCUUCGAAUUCGAGUAAAAUGGCGAUGGCAGUGGCACAUCAGCACCGAGAGAGUAGCAGUGAUAGCAUCAACAGGCAUCUCGAUGCCGGAAAAUAUGUCCGGUACACUGGCGAGCAGGUGGAAGCCCUCGAAAGGGUUUAUGCCGAGUGUCCGAAGCCGAGCUCUUUGCGUCGGCAGCAAUUGAUCCGCGACUGUCCCAUUUUGUCUAACAUCGAACCCAAGCAGAUCAAAGUCUGGUUUCAGAAUCGCAGGUGUCGAGAGAAGCAACGAAAAGAGGCUUCUCGGCUGCAGACUGUGAACAGGAAACUGACGGCGAUGAACAAGCUGUUGAUGGAGGAGAAUGAUCGGUUGCAGAAACAGGUGUCACAGUUGGUAUGCGAGAAUGGUUUUAUGCGGCAACAACUGCACACUGCGUCGGCAGCUACUGAUGCAAGCUGUGAGUCUGUGGUAACCACUACUCAGCAUUCUAUGAGAGAUGCUAAUAACCCUGCUGGACUCCUCUCAAUUGCAGAGGAGACCUUGGCAGAGUUCCUUUCAAAGGCUACGGGAACUGCUGUCGAUUGGGUCCAGAUGCCUGGGAUGAAGCCUGGUCCGGAUUCGGUUGGGAUCUUUGCAAUUUCACAUAGAUGCAGUGGAGUGGCAGCUCGAGCCUGCGGUCUAGUAAGUUUAGAACCUACAAAGAUUGCUGAGAUCCUUAAAGAUCGUCCAUCUUGGUUCCGGGACUGUCGGAGCCUUGAAGUUUUCACAAUGUUUCCUGCUGGAAAUGGAGGAACAAUUGAACUUUUGUACACACAGAUAUAUGCUCCAACUACACUGGCUCCUGCACGGGAUUUCUGGACUCUGAGAUACACUACAAACUUAGAGAAUGGCAGCCUUGUGGUCUGUGAGAGAUCUUUGUCAGGUUCUGGUGCUGGUCCAAAUGCAGUUGCCGCUUCUCAGUUUGUGAGGGCUGAAAUGCUUCCAAGUGGCUAUUUGAUUCGACCAUGUGAAGGUGGAGGGUCAAUUAUUCAUAUAGUUGAUCACCUGAAUCUCGAGGCUUGGAGUGUGCCAGAGGUGCUGCGGCCACUUUAUGAAUCAUCAAAAGUUGUUGCACAAAAAAUGACAAUUGCGGCAUUGCGUUAUAUCAGGCAAAUAGCUCAGGAGGCAAGUGGGGAGGUAGUAUAUGGCCUGGGCAGACAGCCAGCUGUUCUGCGAACUUUUAGCCAAAGAUUGAGCAGAGGUUUCAAUGAUGCUGUCAAUGGAUUCAACGAUGGUGGCUGGUCAAUAGUGAAUUGUGAUGGUGCUGAAGAUGUUAUGGUUGCAGUUAAUUCAACCAAAAAUUUGGAUGCCACUUCUAGUCAUUCUAAUUCCCUUUCGUUACUUGGCGGCAUCCUAUGUGCGAAGGCAUCAAUGCUACUCGAAAAUGUUCCUCCUGCAGUGCUGGUUCGCUUUCUGAGGGAGCAUCGCUCUGAGUGGGCUGACUUCAAUGUUGAUGCUUAUUCUGCUGCGGCACUGAAAGCUAGCUCAUUUGCAUAUCCGGGGAUGAGGCCUACGAGGUUUACUGGGAGCCAAAUUAUCAUGCCGCUUGGUCACACGAUUGAACAGGAACAGACGCUUGAGGUAAUCCGCCUCGAAGGCCACUCUUUUGCACAAGAAGAUGCUUUUAUGUCCAGGGAUAUUCAUCUGCUUCAGAUAUGUAGCGGUAUUGAUGAGAAUGUUGUGGGUGCCUGCGCUGAACUUGUUUUUGCUCCGAUUGAUGAAAUGUUUCCAGAUGAUGCCCCACUGCUACCCUCUGGUUUUCGCAUUAUACCUUUGGAUUCAAAAUCAUCUGAUAUGCAGGAUACUUUAACUGCAAAUCGGACCCUGGAUCUGACAUCCAGUCUUGAAGUGGGCCCAGCAACAAACCAAGUUUCUGGUGAUACAUCCUCAUGUUACAACGCACGAUCAGUGUUGACUAUUGCUUUUCAGUUCCCAUUUGAGAACAAUCUGCAGGAUAAUAUCGCUGCAAUGGCUCGCCAAUAUGUACGUAGUGUGAUUUCCUCUGUGCAAAGGGUUGCGAUGGCCAUAUCUCCAUCAGGAUUGAGCCCCACUGUGGGACCAAAGCUAUCUCCAGGUUCACCAGAAGCUUUAACUCUAGCUCACUGGAUCUGCCAGAGCUAUAGUUUCCAUUUAGGGACAGAAUUGCUGAGAUCCGAUUCUGUGGGUGGUGAGUCACUGUUGAAACACCUCUGGCAUCAUCCCGAUGCAAUAUUGUGCUGUUCAUUGAAGUCGCUACCAGUCUUCAUAUUUGCAAACCAGGCAGGGCUUGACAUGCUGGAAACAACUCUGGUGGCUUUACAAGAUAUCACACUGGAUAAGAUAUUUGAUGAGUCUGGGCGAAAGGCUUUGUACUCAGACUUUGCCAAGAUAAUGCAGCAGGGGUUUGCUUGCUUGCCGGCCGGGAUAUGCAUGUCGACAAUGGGGCGCCAUGUUUCGUAUGAUCAAGCCAUCGCAUGGAAAGUCCUUGCAGCUGAAGAGAAUACUGUCCAUUGUCUCGCAUUCUCUUUUGUAAACUGGUCAUUUGUGUGAGUCUUUAUAUUAUUUGUUCAUCCAGCAUCCUCUUUCCUCCAAUGGUGUAGGGUAAUUGGAGGGGUGAAAGUUAGAAAAGUUGCAAAUGGAGGAGGGCCCCAAAAAAGAAAAAAAAAAAAAAAAAAAUCCCAGCUUGAGGUUUGCAUUACAUUAAUUUAAUUAAUUAAAUGCUCCCAUGUUUUGGUUGGUUAGUGUGAA
Camellia sinensis is the source of this 3587-nucleotide messenger RNA. Its product is annotated as homeobox-leucine zipper protein REVOLUTA. The record is from RefSeq and is a predicted model, not a curated record. Gene Ontology annotation, molecular function: lipid binding; DNA-binding transcription factor activity; DNA binding. NCBI's taxonomy places the organism in Eukaryota, Viridiplantae, Streptophyta, Magnoliopsida, Ericales, Theaceae.